AUGACCAGCACAACAACUGCCAACAUCCCCCGGGUCAUUCUCGGAACAAUGACCUUCGGUCUCGAGAACACCAGCGCAGAGACAUCCGUCGUCCGUGUCCGUGGCGUCGAAGACGUCGCCCCCUUCCUCACAACCCUCUACGCCCAUGGACACAUUGAAGUUGACACUGCCCGAAUCUAUGGCAACGGUGACUCAGAAGCCGUUCUCUCUCAGCUGCCGACCGCUCAUUUGAAGAUUGCGACCAAGGUCUAUCCUCUUACUCCCGGAAGUCAUAACAAGGAAAACUUGCCUCUCCAGUUCAGGGAGAGUCUGAAGGCGCUCAGGGCGGAGAAGGUUGAUAUCUUGUACUUGCAUGCUCCUGACUACUCUGUUCCUUAUGAGGAGACUGUCAAGGCGAUCGAUGAUCUCUACAAGGAGGGCCUCUUCGAGCGUUUCGGUCUGUCAAACUACUCGGCCUGGAACGUCGCUCAGAUUUACGAGAUCUGCAAGCAGAACGGAUAUGUCCGUCCCUCGGUCUACCAGGGAAUGUACAACCCUAUCGCCCGCUCCGUCACCACCGAGUUGCUCCCUUGCCUCAAGCACUACAACAUUAGUUUCUAUGCCUUCAACCCCAUCUGUGGCGGUGUGCUGUCCGGAAAGUACAAGUUUGCAGAGGACGAGGUCAAGGAAGGAGACCGCUAUGACCCCAAUACCCGUUUCGGAAAAUUGUUCCGCGAGCGUUACUGGACAAAGAAAAACUUUGAGGCCGUCCAAACACUGACAAAGGUCGCUACCGCCAACAACCUCACCCUCCUCGGAGCAACCCUUCGUUGGAUGCGUCACCAUUCAGGUCUCGAGGCUAAGGACGGAAUCAUCAUAGGCGCCUCGACAGUUGCACAGCUGGAGGAGUCUUUGACCGAGUUGGACAAGGGUCCCUUGCCCGAGGAGAUGAUCAAGGCAUUUGAUGAGGCCUGGGAGCACGUCAAGUCAACGACCACCUGGUACUUCCGCGGACCUGAGGCUCCCACGCUGAUGUUUAUGCUCAAGAAGGACUUGGAGAAGGAUGGCAAGUAG
This is a messenger RNA of Linnemannia hyalina, 1053 nucleotides long. Lineage: Eukaryota; Fungi; Mortierellomycota; Mortierellomycetes; Mortierellales; Mortierellaceae. The record is from the annotation of a GenBank genome assembly.